GGAGUGUCCGGGGGAAGAGGAGAAGCGACGGACCGGACCCAGGCCCCGGGGACAGAGUUUGUGGCGGGAUAGAGAGAAGACCCUCGACUCGUGACCAAGAUGUCGACCUCGCAGAAGCACCGCGAUUUCGUUGCUGAGCCCAUGGGUGAAAAGUCGGUGCGGUGUCUAGCCGGGAUCGGCGAGGCUCUGGGCAGACGUCUGGAGGACCAGGGCUUCGACAAGGCGUACGUAGUUCUGGGCCAGUUCCUGGUGCUGAAGAAAGAUGAAGACCUGUUCAAGGAAUGGCUGAAGGAGACAUGCCAAGCCAACAGCAAGCAGAGCAGAGACUGCCACACCUGCCUGAGGGAAUGGUGUGAUGCCUUCCUCUAAUUCCCCCCCCUCCCUCUCUCCCCCAUCUCCCCUGCACCCCAGCAGCAGCAUACCCCCCUCUCCCCCCUCCCCCCUGCUUUUAUAAA
This is a messenger RNA of Leucoraja erinaceus (little skate), 455 nucleotides long. Its product is annotated as barrier-to-autointegration factor A. Bases 100 to 369 code for a protein of 89 amino acids. Lineage: Eukaryota; Metazoa; Chordata; Chondrichthyes; Rajiformes; Rajidae. The record is from RefSeq and is a predicted model, not a curated record. Gene Ontology annotation, molecular function: DNA binding. The transcript has 3 exons.